Messenger RNA from Aspergillus nidulans FGSC A4, 1614 nucleotides. Its product is annotated as Smr domain protein. The transcript is spliced from 2 exons. Lineage: Eukaryota; Fungi; Ascomycota; Eurotiomycetes; Eurotiales; Aspergillaceae. The coding region runs from base 1 to 1614 and encodes 537 amino acids. Gene Ontology annotation, molecular function: ubiquitin binding. The record is from RefSeq and is a predicted model, not a curated record.
AUGGUUGAGAACAAUGAGGCUACGUUGAAAGAACUAGAAAAAAGUUAUUGCCCACCUCUCGAUGCUGCUUUGAUUACCGCAAUUGCUCUCGACUAUGACCUUGCGGACCAGGUGCAACUUCAGCAACUUCGCGAGGCGCUUGACGCCCUCGCACUUACGGCAUGGGAACAAGAUGAUCUACCAUUCGAUCCUUCGGGGACAAGCGGCCUGAACUCAAGCAGUGAGCUAGGACUAUCCCAGGCUGACACAAAUACAAACCCGUCGCGAGCGACCGAUACCACAAGCGAAUUCUCGUCUCUUAGUCUGAGCGACAGGAGCCAAUCGACGUGUUCUCCAGGAUUGACAUACACUACAGGCCCAGAUGAGAGACCAUUGUUAUCUGGCGACCCAGAGGAGAAUAAGAUACUAUAUCUAUGUGAAAUGUUUCCUAACACUGAACGUUUCACGAUCGAGUAUACACUGAGAAAGUCAAACGGAGACGUCGAUCGGGCCAUGGAUGAGUUGCUCAACUUCGCUUUCCUAAAAAAUGAGUCGCCUAAUGCCGUACCGAAAGGCGUCGAAGGCUUUGGGAAUGAAGAUGCUGGCCGAAAGAAGAGUCGCAAGCGCAAAGGGAAAAAUAAGCACGGUCGAAACCAAGAUUCAGGAUUAACCGUCAGUCUUGACAGUGAGCUUGUGUUGCAAGAUUCCAGCAAUACAGUCAACAAGUGGGACGCUGCUCAGAAGGAUGUUGACUUCAUCUGUGCCCGGACUUUUCCUACCCUCACCAGGGAAACGGUCACGUCGACAUACCACGCAAAUGGGGCCUCUUUGUCUGCUACUAUCCAUUUUCUAGCGAAUUCAAAUGCGCCUAAGGACAAAUCGAGCAUUGAUAAACAUCCGGUCAUGGUCCGCCAAGUCGACGAGUUGAUGCAGGAUUUCCCGGACAUCGCACCAGAAAUCCUUGCUGGUUUACUUGUAAUCACGAGAGAUUCAAUUUCGGCUGCACACGAGUUGGCAAAGGCCUACAUGACAAACCCGGCACCAAGAUCUGCUGUUGAACUGAUCAAGUUUACAAGCUCGCCCCCUCCACAUGAAGUUGAAGAAGUACCCAAGCGCCGGACUGCCGACUCAAGAUCAUAUGAGCAGGCGACCGCUUCCGCAGGGUACCACUCCUAUGCUGCAACAGAGGCGCUUACGAAGGCUUCGGCUGCCUACAGACGCGGCAAGUCUGAUAGACUGAUGGGAGGAGCUGCCGCUUAUUAUUCAGCGGUUGGCCGUGAACACCUUGAGCGUGCGAAGAGGGAGGCAGCCGCCUCGGCUGAUGCUCUUGUCAGCCAACAGUCAUCGUGGAACGAGCUUGACUUGCACGGCGUUUCCGUACAGGAUGCAGUCCGCAUAGCGAACGAGCGCGUGGGAAUAUGGUGGGAAUCGCUUGGGGAUUCCAAGUACAUGAGGGGCAGCGACGGCGACGUUGCUCGCGGAGGUUAUCGCAUCAUCACUGGCAUGGGACGGCACAGUCACGACGGGACUUCGCGCAUCGGCCCAGCGGUCGCGAAGUCAUUAGCGCGCGGAGGGUGGAGAGUAGAGGUUGACCAGGGUUUUUUGAGGGUAGUAGGAGUUGUUCGGCGUCGCUAA